CGGCUCCACGCGUCAUCUUCUUCCUCUCCAAUCCCUCUGUCUUCUUCACCAACGCAAAAAAAAGAAAAAGAAAAAGAUUAUUUUCCUUCUUGAAUCUUAACCAUCGGCGAUCAAUUGAGUUUUUAAUAUUAGUAAAUAAAAGUUGAAUCACAAUUUUAGUCUCCGGCUUCCCUUCUCCUUCUUCUUCUUCCUCUUCUGGUAAGAAUCCGUUUCUCUCCCUCUCUACAAGUUUCUUACUCUCUUUGCCUUAAGAAAAGAAAAAUAAAUAAGUAAAUCAAAAAGCAUGUUCUUUUUCUUCUACUUUUCAACUCAUUUCUUGUAGUCUCUACCUCUCACGUUUAUCGAUCUGUUAUUUCUUGGUGCCACCGUGUUUCUUUUUCUUCUGUACAGAUAAUUUCUAGAUUCGUCCUUUUUGGGGCUUUACUUUUCUUUUUCUUGAUCAUCUAUAUUGUAAAUUAGAUGAUCACUAAGAAAAUAAACAUGUCCGAUCUGUAACAUUUUGUGUAUAUCUUGUAAUUUGAACUCCCUUGGAAUUCAAAUUACCUGUAAAUCUUAAAAAUAAAUAAAGAUGUCGUCAGCUGGAGUUGCUCUCAGUCCAAUUCAAAACGGUGUUGUACUUCCUGUUGAUUAUUUCAGUGCACAACCUUCCUCCGAUGAGUAUAUUUUAAUAUAUCUCUCUGUCGGUCGGUCUGUGAUUCCUAUGCGUGUCUUAGGGUCCGAUUCUAUAGAAUCUGUCAAGUUACGCAUUCAGUCUUGUAAAGGGUUUGUUGUCAAGAACCAGAAAUUGGUGUGUGGGGGCAGGGAGUUGUCGCGGAGUAAUUCGCUUAUAAGGGAUUAUGGUGUUACCGAUGGGAAUGUUUUGCAUUUAGUUCUUAGACUUUCUGAUCUUCAGGUUAUAAAGGUUAAGACUACUAGCGGUAAAGAAUAUACAUUUUGUGUUGAGCGAGGGAGAGAUGUUGGAUAUGUUAAACAACAGGUUGCUAAGAAGGAGAGGGAGUUUGACAGCGAUCAUGAGGUUGUUUGUGAUGGUGAGGAGCUUGAUGAUCAGAGACUUAUUGAUGAUAUAUGUAAAUAUAAUAAUGAUGCUGUGAUUCAUUUUUUGGUGAGGAAGUCUGUUAAAGUUAGGACAAAACCUGUCGAUAAGAAUUUUGAAUUGUCUAUUGUGGCUCCACGGUUGAAUGAAGAGAAUGGUACAAGAAAUUGUGAUAUUGUUGGUGAAGAGAAUAAUGGGACAAAGUAUGAUGUUGAUAAACAGAUUCUUUUCAGAAAGCCUCCAGAUAGAGACUUUCUAAUAGAGCCAAUUAUUGUUAAUCCCAAAAUUGAGUUGCCUUAUGUGAUUAAGGACAUGGUAAAUGCUACCUUUGAUGGAUUAGAGUGCAGGAAUAAUCCAAUAAGAUCAAUGGAGGGUACAGGUGGAGCUUAUUUCAUGCAGGAUUAUUCUGGUCAGAAGUUCGUUUCAGUUUUUAAGCCAGUUGAUGAGGAACCUAUGGCUGUGAAUAACCCUCGAGGACUACCAUUGUCUACCGAUGGUGAAGGGUUGAAGAGGGGUACCAGAGUUGGAGAAGGAGCUUUCAGGGAAGUUGCAGCUUACAUUUUGGAUCAUCCAGAGAGCGGACGCUGGUCUUUGUUUGGGGAUGAGAAGGGCUUUGCUGGAGUACCACCGACGGUUAUGGUCAAGUGCUUCCAUAAAGGGUUUAACCAUGUAGAUGACAUAAAAGUCAAGGUUGGGUCCUUGCAGAUGUUCAUGGAGAACAAUGGAAGUUGUGAAGAUAUGGGUCCUGGGGCUUUCCCAGUGAAGGAAGUACAUAAAAUUGCUGUCUUAGAUAUAAGAAUGGCAAAUGCAGAUAGGCAUGCUGGGAAUAUCUUGUUGAGCAGAGAUGCAGAAAAUGGGCAGACUCUGCUGAUUCCAAUUGAUCAUGGAUACUGCUUGCCUGAUAGUUUUGAGGAUUGCACAUUUGAUUGGCUCUAUUGGCCUCAAGCACACCAGCCAUUUGACUCUAGCACUGUUGAUUAUAUAAAAUCUUUGGAUGCUGAGGAGGAUAUUGCUCUUCUAAAGUUUCAUGGAUGGGACAUGCCAGUUGAAUGUGCUCGUACACUACGCAUCUCCACUAUGCUUUUGAAGAAGGGGGUGGAGAGGAGGCUCACUCCCUUUGCUAUUGGAAGCAUAAUGUGCAGAGAGACCUUGAAGAAGGCAUCUCUUAUUGAGGAGAUUGUCCAAGAAGCCCAGGAUUGUGUACUUCCUGGCACAAGUGAAGUUGCAUUCCUUGAAACUGUAUCACACAUCAUGGAUCGUCGCCUUGAUGAGAUUGCUGGAUCUCUACCUUGAUGGGAGUAUUAAAUUUUGUGGAUAACAUGGGUAUAUAUCUGUGUAUGUGUAUAUAUGUUACCCUACAUAUGCAUGUAUGGCAGGGAUCAUCAAGUGUCCAUAUGGCUCGUGGAGAUGAAUUACCCUUGUUCGUGAUUCUGAUUUCAUGUUCACAUCUCUGAUUUCAUAUUCUUUCAUGGCUGGUAGAACAUUAUCUUUUUUUCCUAUAUUGAACUGAAGUUAUGAACCUGAUUCUUUCAUGAAUAUAAAGUACUUUUUUGGAUUUAAUGAGUUAA
This is a messenger RNA of Ricinus communis (castor bean), 2601 nucleotides long. Its product is annotated as phosphatidylinositol 4-kinase gamma 4. Gene Ontology annotation, molecular function: protein binding. Bases 569 to 2326 code for a protein of 585 amino acids. The record is from RefSeq and is a predicted model, not a curated record. Lineage: Eukaryota; Viridiplantae; Streptophyta; Magnoliopsida; Malpighiales; Euphorbiaceae. The transcript has 2 exons.